AUGGCCCACACCCUAGGACCAGACUGGCAGGGGGACCAUCUUGAGGCUGAGAGGCCCAAAUGGGACAACAAGUUCCAGUACCUUCUGAGCUGUGUCGGGUUUGCUGUGGGGCUAGGGAACAUCUGGAGGUUCCCAUACCUGUGCCAGACCCACGGAGGAGGGGCCUUCCUCAUCCCCUACGUCAUUGCCCUGGUCUUUGAGGGCCUCCCUCUCUUCCACAUCGAGCUUGCCAUUGGCCAGCGGCUACAGCAGGGCUCCAUCAAGGUGUGGAAGGCCAUUUCCCCCUACCUCGGAGGAAUAGGGCUGGGCUGCCUCACCGUGUCCUUCCUGAUCAGCCUGUACUACAACACCAUCCUCACGUGGGUGCUCUGGUACUUCCUCAAUUCCUUCCAGUACCCGCUGCCCUGGAGCUCCUGCCCACUGGACCUUAACAGGACAGGGUUCGUGGAGGAGUGCCAGGGAAGCAGCGCCAUGAGCUACUUCUGGUACCGGCAGACACUGAACAUCACAGCUGACAUUAAUGACAGUGGCUCUGUCCAGUGGCGGCUGCUGAUCUGCUUGGCUGCCUGCUGGGCAGUUGUGUACAUGUGCAUCAUCAGAGGCAUUGAGACUACAGGGAAGGCAAUUUAUUUCACAGCUUUAUUUCCCUACCUGGUCCUGACGGCCUUUCUCAUCAGAGGGCUUACCUUGCCUGGGGCCAUGGAUGGACUGACCUACUUGUUCACUCCCAAUAUGCAAAUUCUCCAAAACCCCCGCGUGUGGCUGGAUGCGGCCACCCAGAUAUUCUUCUCUCUGUCCCUGGCCUUUGGAGGACACAUCGCUUUUGCAAGUUACAACCCCCCAAGGAACAACUGUAAGAAUGACGCUGUGGUCAUCGCCCUGGUCAACAGCAUGACCUCCUUGUAUGCGUCCGUCACUGUCUUCUCUGUCCUGGGAUUCAAGGCCACCAAUGACUAUGGGCACUGCCUGGACAGAAACAUCCUUGGCCUCAUCAACGAGUUCGAUCUCCCAGAGGAGAGCAUCUCCAGGGAUGUGUACCCAGCUGCCCUCACAUACCUGAAUGCCACCCAGCCACAGAGGGUGGCCCAGCUCUCUUUGAAGUCCUGCCACCUGGAAGACUUUCUAGAUAAGAGUGCCGCAGGCCCAGGUCUGGCCUUCAUUGUCUUCACUGAGGCUAUCACCCACAUGCCCGGGUCUCCUGGCUGGGCCGUGCUGUUCUUUGGGAUGCUGUUCACCUUGGGCCUGUCAUCCAUGUUCGGGAACAUGGAGGCAAUUAUCACUCCGCUUGUGGACAUGGCAGUUAUGCCCAGAUGGGUCCCCAAGGAGGCCCUGACUGGGCUGGUCUGCCUGGUCUGCUUCCUCUCUGCCAUCUGUUUCACACUGCAGUCUGGGAACUACUGGCUGGAGAUUUUCGACAAUUUCGUAGCUUCCCUGAACCUGAUUGUCUUGGCCUUCCUGGAGGUCGUGGGAGUGGUUUACGUCUAUGGGAUAAAACAGUUCUGUGACGAUGUCGCGUGGAUGACUGGGAAGCGGCCUGGGCUCUACUGGCGGGCCUCGUGGGCGGUUGCCAGCCCCCUACUCUUAAUGACCAUCUUUGUGGCCUACCUCAGCCUCCUGGCCCAGAAGCCCCCAAGCUACAGGGCCUGGAACCCCCAAUAUGGGCAGUUCCCCUCGCGACAGGAGAGGCCCUACCCGGACUGGGUGCUGGCCACCGGCAUGCUGCUGACCCUCCUGCCCAUGCUGUGGAUCCCCGUGGUGGCACUGGUCCAGCUGCUCGCCCGGCGCAGACGGAUGUGGAAGCUGAGGGAUGCACGACCAGACUCAGACACCGAC
Molecule: messenger RNA, 1833 nt
Organism: Otolemur garnettii (small-eared galago)
Lineage: Eukaryota; Metazoa; Chordata; Mammalia; Primates; Galagidae
Gene: SLC6A18
Product: solute carrier family 6 member 18
Exons: 12
Biological process (GO): sodium ion transmembrane transport
Cellular component (GO): plasma membrane
Source: RefSeq, a predicted model, not a curated record